UUUUUUAUAGCUUUGGAAUAGUAAUUUCCACAUCCAUGGUAGGCACAUAAUAAACAUUUAUUCAAUUGAAUGGGGAUCCCAUGACCCUGCCUUCUCCGGGCUACAGAAGGAGCUACAAUACCACUUACCGCCACAAGGCUAAGAGGAUAGAAAGUUAGUUAAGGUUUGAGGUCCAGGUCCCGCUGUACUCAGUUAUCCAGCUGCCUGGUGAUCUCAGCAGAGCAAACUUCACAAAGAGGGGCCAGUGACCUGUUUGUUUGGUCUCACUACCCAAUAUAUGCUGGAUUCCAUUGGCUCUGCCUCAGGUUUGGGCAGUGACCUCUUCCUGUUGGCCACAGAGAUUUCUAUCAGGACAAGGAGAGCGAAAAUCCUCAUUUCCUGUGGAUUGAAAAUCCAAAAUCUAUGUUGGGUGACCUGUCAACCCCAGGAGCAACAUGGAAAAGAAAUAUCAAGAAUUCAUUUGCUGUGAAAGCAUUUCAGUGGAGCCAAAACUAUGCAAAUCAUUUGUCCAUAACCCAGAACAGAAAUUAUCCUUUUCUUGCUUUCUCACAAAUCCACAAUGUGGCUGCCUAAUGCAUGCAGAUGGCCAUGGUGAAAUAUGGACAGACUGGAAUGAUAUGUCCAAGUUUUUCCAGUAUGGAUGGAGAUGUACAACCAAUGAAAAUGAUUACUCUAACCGUACCUUAAUGGGCAACUGGAACCAGGAGAGAUAUGACCUUCAAAAGAUUGUACAACCACAACCUAUGCCCUCCCAGUAUGGUCACUAUUUUGAAACAACAUAUGGUACCAGCUACAAAAAGAAGCUGCCUCCUCCUCAAAGGUUUAAACAAGAACCUCACUGUUUUCCUGGACAUCAGCCUGAGCUGAUUCCUCCUCAAUACAGACCUAGCACCAUAGGAAAGACAGAUUACAUGUUGAAUUUUUCAGCACCUCCACCGAGCGAAGGCUUUGUAUGUUUAUGUGUUCCUAAAGAUGGUCAGUCCUAAAACCCUGGCACAGGAAACAAGACAAACUCCUUUUUUCUAGAGUAAAAUAUAACUGGGAAUAGUUAUCUAUUCAACACAGUUAAGAAUUUUGCUUUCUAUAACAUAGUAAGUCUUCUCUUAAUGAAAAAUAAAGCCCCUAGGAAUUGGAAA
Sarcophilus harrisii (Tasmanian devil) is the source of this 1136-nucleotide messenger RNA. It is a transcript of the gene CFAP68, whose product is annotated as chromosome 3 C11orf1 homolog. Lineage: Eukaryota; Metazoa; Chordata; Mammalia; Dasyuromorphia; Dasyuridae. The transcript has 4 exons. The coding region runs from base 435 to 986 and encodes 183 amino acids. The record is from RefSeq and is a predicted model, not a curated record. Gene Ontology annotation, cellular component: nucleus.